Molecule: messenger RNA, 4967 nt
Organism: Suricata suricatta (meerkat)
Lineage: Eukaryota; Metazoa; Chordata; Mammalia; Carnivora; Herpestidae
Gene: PPP4R2
Product: protein phosphatase 4 regulatory subunit 2
Exons: 9
Coding region: 221-1462 (413 amino acids)
Biological process (GO): protein dephosphorylation
Cellular component (GO): cytoplasm; nucleus; protein phosphatase 4 complex
Molecular function (GO): protein phosphatase regulator activity
Source: RefSeq, a predicted model, not a curated record
CAUGUUGGAGGGCUGGUGGUAGCGGCUCGGGGAGGUGCUCGCUCUCUCGGUCUCGCUCUCUCGCUCGCUUCCCCCGGCUCCCUUCGGUGCCCCCCCCGGUCGCCUGCGUGCCGGAGUGUGUGCGAGGGAGGGGGAGGGCGUCGGGGGGGUGGGGGGAGGCGUUCCGGUCCCCGGGAGACCCGCGGAGGGAGGCGGAGGCUGCGAGGGACUCCGGGAAGCCAUGGACGUCGAGAGGCUGCAGGAGGCGCUGAAAGAUUUUGAGAAGAGGGGAAAAAAGGAAGUUUGUCCUGUCCUGGAUCAGUUUCUUUGUCAUGUAGCCAAGACUGGAGAAACCAUGAUUCAGUGGUCCCAAUUUAAAGGCUAUUUUAUUUUCAAACUGGAGAAAGUGAUGGAUGAUUUUCGAACUUCAGCUCCUGAACCAAGAGGUCCUCCCAACCCUAAUGUUGAAUAUAUUCCCUUUGAUGAAAUGAAGGAAAGAAUACUGAAAAUUGUCACUGGAUUUAAUGGUAUCCCUUUUACUAUUCAGCGACUAUGUGAGUUGCUAACAGAUCCAAGGAGAAACUAUACAGGAACAGACAAAUUUCUCAGAGGAGUAGAAAAGAAUGUGAUGGUUGUUAGCUGUGUAUAUCCUUCUUCAGAGAAAAACACUUCCAAUAGUUUAAAUCGAAUGAAUGGUGUUAUGUUUCCUGGAAAUUCGCCAAGUUAUACUGAACGGUCUAAUAUAAAUGGGCCUGGAACACCCAGGCCACUUAAUCGACCAAAGGUUUCUUUGUCAGUCCCCAUGACAACAAAUGGCUUACCUGAGAGCACAGACAGCAAAGAGUCAAACUUACAACAAAAUGAGGACAAAAAUCACAGUGACUCUUCGACAUCUGAAUCUGAAGGUUCCUCAGUGAGCCCUAUAAAAAAUAAACAUCCAGACGAAGAUUCUGUGGAGGCUGAGGGGCAUGAGGUAAAAAGACUCAGGUUUGACAAAGAAAGUGAAGUCAGAGAGACAGCCAGCCAGACGUCUUCCAGUGAAAUUCCUUCGGUUAUGGUAGAAGAGAUAGAAGCGUCGUCGCCGUCUCAGGAUAAAGAUAAGGAAAGUAGUUGUACCAGGCAGCACUGUACGGAGGAAGAUGAAGAAGAGGAUGAAGAGGAAGAAGAAGAGUCUUUUAUGACAUCAAGAGAAAUGAUCCCAGAAAGAAAAAAUCAAGAAUCUGAUGAUGCCUUAACUGUGAAUGAAGAGACUUCUGAGGAAAAUAAUCAAAUGGAGGAAUCUGAUCUGACUCAAGCUGAGAAAGAUUUACGUUCUGAAGGUAGUGAAAAUGCAGGCCCUGUAAGUAGUGGUUCUGAUUGCCAUGAAACAGAAGAAUUAGUAGGAUCCAACUCCAGUAAAGCUGGAGAGAUUCGCUCAGAAUCAUCCAUGGAAAACGACGAAGAAGCCACAGAAGUCACAGAUGAACCAAUGGAACAAGACUAACUAUUUAGAAACAUGUAGAUGCAGUAUUUUACAUACAGUUCUGGUUUUACACUGUAUAAAACUUUUAUGUAAUAAAGUGGACCUCUAGUUUUUACAAGAGAAGCAGGUUGUAAAAUAAAGUACUUUAUGGGAUAAAUCCUGAAAGAGUUGUACAUGUAAGAACUGUGAAUAUCAGCUCCUCUGGGUCCUGCUUACCGCUGACAUUUUUUUCCAGUCUGGUCAAAUCAGUGGUUUGUGUAUAGAUUUUUUUUUUAAUUAAAGUUUUUAAACUGGAAGGUAAUAAUUAUAAUUUUGAAAACCUUUUGAAGAUGAUCACAUUUAGUUUAUACAUAUGCAAGAAGUCUUUUUGUCUUGUCUCUUUCUGACAGCUCUAGUAGUUUUCAUAUUUUGGUCAUAGUUUCAACAUUUUAACAUGUGAAUUAUAGGGUUUCAUGCUGGUUUCCAGAUUUUAUUGUUUGACUAUGUACAAUGGAACUUUAAGUCAUAUAUACAUACAUAUAUAUAUAUAUUCUAAGGGGGGAAAUGUUAUAUUUUUCUGUUUCUAUAAGAGAUGAAUACAGUAGAUACUUUUUCUAUUGGUAAUGAUUGAGUUCACCUCUUUCAGAAGACAGUUUCAGUUUCUCUUCCAAGUAAUUCAAAUAAAAUCUGGCCCUUGUGAAACCCUGGAAAUAAGUCUGUUGAAAUACGAGGUUAAACACAUUCCAAGAGAUCUGUUCAAACUAAAAUUCUUUUGUAUACUUCUGAGGUGCCUGAGAAAAAGCCUUCAUUAUUUAUGAGAAAAUAUGCUUUAUCUUGGAAACUGUGUUCAAACAUUAGCUGACUUUUAUAGAAUGAAUGCUGACAUGAGACCAUCUCAGAAGAACCCGGCAGGUUCCUUGACCUUUUGCUUGCUUUCCUGAACAUUGUGAAUAUUACACAUUUCUUUCUAAAUUAUUCUAGAGUAUGCAAAUGUCAUUGGUGUGAAACCCCACUGUACUGGAAGAAUUAAUAUAUUACUAUAGUAAUGUACUGGAGCAGAAUGGCUGAAGCUUUAGGGGUGCAUAAAAACCACCAUAAUUUGUAUGACAUUUUGAAGUGAAUUAAAUAUUUUUGAACAUGCUUCUUUGACAGCCAGUGUUCUAUUUUUCAGAUUAACACAAAGCACAAUGAUUACUCUAUAAACUCAAUAUUUUCAAGUUCACAUAUUUAAAGUCAUGCAAGCUGCAGUUUCCCUGUCAAAAUUACUGGCUGCCAAAUUUAUACCUGUUUCUUCAGCUGUACCUUUUGAUAUUUAGAAUUUUUAAAUUUCUGUAAAGUAGAUUUUGUAGAAUGUAAUGUGUUCACUGCCUUUGUGAAGCGGUAUAUAAUUGUAUAAUUUCUGUGUGUAAACUGAAUGCUUGGGCUUUCAAUACAGUAUUCAUAUAAAGCAAUAAAUAUUAAUGUUAUGAAAUAUUCGAGUACAUUUUUAUCAAAAUACAGAAGAAUCCCUUUUUUAGUUUCAGAUAUCUGAAGUACACAGAUGAACUUAUAAAACUAAUGCAAACAGUUUCUGACACUGUAUCAUAACCUUUGGGGGGUGUGGGUGGCAACCACAACUUUUGCAUUUUGACUACUUAAAUUGCUAUAAUUACCAAAAUGAUUGGGUUCCAUUUAUGUUUAUAGGGUAAUAUACUACUGACUGACUUGACUGUCAGGUUCACAGCAGCUGGAUGAUAUAUUUAUGAAUAUGUCUCAUAGUUGAAAUAAAAACUGAAUAUUGAUUUACUGUGUCCAGGAGGGGAGGAAAAUCACACAUUGAAAAUUUUUGCAAAACUGUUAAAAUGAAGCAAAUUUUAAAUGUGACAUUCAUUUGUAGUGACCUAAUAUUUUGUUGAGGGAUAUUUUGCCAAUGAGAACAGAUUUUAAACGUUUUUAAGUUUAGAAAUUUUAAAUUUUUCUUUAGAAUAUUUAUGAAAUUAGUGUCAAUAAACCUAUUCUUUAAGAUCCUGUGACCUUUGAUAUUUUUUGUUUUAGUUGUGCCAUGGACCAUCUCUAAACAAGUUACUUUACUUUUGUUGCUUAUAAGUUGAAGAUUUAGCAUCAUGACUUUAAGGUCUGUGGUUUUAUUUGUAAACUUGCAAUUGCUAUUUUUGCAAGGGCAAAUGUAUUUCUUUAUUAAAUAAAGUACAAUAAUGGUGAAUGUACCAAAAUGCCAUCAUUUAACUCUAUGAGAGAUCUGCAUUUUAAUCUAUAGUUUAAUAGUUUUAAUAUUUAUUAGAUAUUCAUAUGUUGAUCAUAGAUCAAACUUGUUGCUGUUUAUACAGAUAAUUGUAGAAUGCUCCUGGAAUAUCUUCUUUAGGAUAGGUGGAAUACUUCUGUAGUUAAACUGGGAAACCUUGUUCAGCCGGUUUAAAAUAUUGAUGCCCCUUUGGAAGUAGAUUUCCGCAAGUAUGCCUAGGUGCACUUACACAGACUUUGCUUAAUAAAAAUAUCAGUUCUAAUAGUAACUGUUUCAGAUGCAAAUUUUUAAAGGCUAAUUUUAGGCACAUUUUCUUAACACACAUCAGCAAAGUCCUAUUAGAUCUAAACGAAGCAUCAAGACCUCAGUGAUUAAAAUUAUUUUGUUUUUUGGCUUUGAGCACAUUGUUUACCUGUUAGAAUCUAGACUCUGAACCCACCAUGUGAAAACUUUCAGUGCUGAUGAUACAGAGUAUAUAUGUAAGAUGUUUUUAGCACUUUCCCUUUUUAAAAUGAAAACAGUACAUUUUUGAAAAUACAUCUCUUCAGGUCUGAAAAUGUAGCAGAACAGAUGAGUAGUGGAAAAUGUCCUAUUUUAAAUGUUGAUGCAUAGACAAAUUUAAUCCAGUUAGGGUUUUAUUGUAACUACACCUUUCACAAGUGUGGACAGAGCCGUGGAAUUCCCCAUCAGGAGGCUUGUCACCCUUUGGCUUGGAAAAGCAUCCCAGAAAUCUUGCAUCAGAAGGUAGAGCCUGUGAAAGCAUGGAGGUUCAGAGUACUUUGUUUUGCUGGUGUAGAUAGGCAUGUAUUUAUGCAUUUUUGCAUUUGUAAAAUCAGUAAUUUUUCAAAUAAUGUAAAUGUAAUAUACUAGUUUACUUAUAAAGGUACUGGGCAGAAUCUAUCGCUGCUACAAUGUUUAUGAGAAAUGUAACGUGAUAAGGAUGAAAUGCAACUUGUAGAACCAAAGGAAAUACACAUUUUGGGUAGUGUUUCAAAUUGUCUUCUGAACAGGAGUUAAAUUACAUUGGUUUUGAUUAAACGAAACUCAGUUCUCUUGAGAUUUGUGCUAAUAAAAUGGAUGAAUGCAAAAACACCUUGUAAUUUUAUGUGGAAUUAUUAUAAUUAGGUUUACUGGAUUAUUGGCCUAAUAAGAAUGCUAGUAUGUAUUGGUUAGGAUACAUCUAAUAGUUCACACUUAAAAAAUAAACAGUACACUUUCUUCGGAGUUUUCUUUUAUUUCAAUCUGGAGCCUAGAUUACUUUGCCAAAUGUAUUAUUUUCAUAAUGCAAUAAAAUAUAAAUUAGAAGAA